AAGUGCCAAGCAUCCGCUAUACCGUAAGUAAAAAAUAAAUAUACCUACGUAUACAUGAAACAAAGGUUAAUAAAGCCGCUGCAGCUCGCAGUAGCGUCAUAAAAAGUUACUAGCAUUAAUACCAUUGGAUUUUUGCUGAAUGCUGCUACUACUUAUCAAAUUAUUAACUCUAAGAGGUUAUAAUAAUCUUGACGCCAUUGACUAACGGACAUAAUUAAAAUCAUUGCCCGAAUAAUACAACGCAUCGAAAGAAUGAUCUAGUAUAGUUUACAUGCAAGGGACAUUAAUUGGAUUAGUUCUAAAUCCUAAAGGGAAUUUAUCAAUCUGUUGGCAAUAGACCGUGAAGGACGCGACACAACCGGGAGUAUGGAUCUAGAACAGAAAAACAUAGAAAUCAGCUCUCUUACAUCGUUAUAUAUUUGCCUUCUCGAAUGGAUGACACUCACGUGCAGUUUGUUUGUUUUUCCAGCAUUUUCAUAGACUUUUCCUUCGUGAAACAGAAACAAGAAAUACAGGAGCAGGCGAGAAUCUUGAAAGAGCAGGCCAAGACCGCCUCCUCGAAGAAUGUGUGGCCGCAAUUCAAUAAACCAAAUUAAUAUCUUAGUUCGAGACGUUUUUCGUUGCUUCUCGCACGUCGCAGUAUAUUCGUAGUUUUCAGUUCUUUGAAGAUUUUCAUUGGCUGGAUCAUUGGUCACGUUAUUUAUUUCAGAACUGUUCUCUCCCCUAUUUGAAAUCGUUAGUCAUCACAUUUAGUCAGACAAUUGCAGAAAAUAGUUUUCUCUUUUAAACAAAUGAACGUGACCAUUGGCCCAUAAUUAAAUCUCUUGAUAGUCGUUCGAUAAAGCGUUUACUGAUUCAAACUCUUUUGCUUUACAGUUUAUUACCUCUAUCGUAAUUAGGAUCGUAAGAUCGCUACGUAUACAUAUAUAUACAUACUGCAAUUUGUGUAGUGAUUUUUUAGAGAAACUAGAAAAAAAGAAAGCAAACGGCAAAGAAAGUUUUUUCGAAUAACCCCAUACUAAGCAAUUUGCAUGCUGUACCGUUGGAAGUAAAGUCAACAAUUAACCAAAGUAAAUGUUCAUGAAAAUUAGCAGCCUCACUAAUUUUUGAUACUCAUACACAAUCAACAAGCAAUUCUCGAGAAUUACACGUUUAUUGUCUUGUGAAAGCAAUUCUGUAGGUUGGUAUCCUACCAAUAGUGUGUGGUAUCCUAUACUAUAGUGUUCUAAACAGUAAAACGUCAUGUAAUUCUCGAGAAAAGGCAUCAAAGAUCUAGUUGAGACAUAUUUGUGACUCGAUUAAUGAAAAGGGCAUGGAAGCGGUCCGAAAGUCGCUCUCGAACAAACAAUUGGCGAUAUAACCCUGGCUGCUGCUAACCGAUCUGACAAAAUCGAGGCAAAUGAAUUAAAAAUAGUCCGUGUGUACACAUGCGAUGCAAUGGUACAGCCCGAAGAAACCGGUGAAGUACGACCCAAGUAAGAGCGAGGCUUACAAGGCUCUGCAGGAGGAAGCUCUCGGCGACACAGUGCAGGAAGUGAGACCGGUUCGUACCGGUGUUUUCUCUCCGCAGAGGGCUAAUCAAAAUAGGGUAAAUACUCAUGAUGACGAUGGCGAAAAGAUCCAUCAAAGUAACAGCUUCAAGAGGAUCAUGUAUAGUGUUUUGGGACAAACCGAUUAUUAAUUUGCGAACUGACGUUAUAAAUAUAUCUAAAAUAUAAAAUAUAAAUAUAUAUAUAUAUAUGUUUAAUUUAUUAUUUAUCGCAACAAAUAUUACUGUAAAAAUGAUGAAGAAUUAAACAUGAUGAAAGAAUUGUUAAAAUAACAAGAAACUGUUGUUCAAAGAUAGACCAAACAUGUAACCUGAGUAGAAAUUUCUACAUGGUGCUGCAAAUUUUAUAUAAUCAACUUCAAUGUAUAUUACAUCUUUUCCUGGCUGAAAUUCUGAUAAAAAAUCAUGCAAUUAAAUAAACAUUCAGUGUGAGUCACAUAAUAAAAGGACUAUUAUUUUAUAUGACCUUGUUACAGUCUUUAAUAAAAUUAAAUAAUAAAUAUAUUACACUGAAAAACAAAAUGUUAGACAUUAUUGAGAAGAGAAAAAAUUGUUUAAAAAUAUCGAAUAAUAGCUAAUAUAAUUUAAUAUCAUAAUAAGAUGCUACAAUAUUUAUACAUAUUGACACAUCUGUAUUAAUACAAGUAAACUUCAAUUUAUUUUCAUUAGCAACUUUGGCUUGUUAAAUUUUACAACCAAAGCAUAUAUGUAUAUAUAUCGUUGUUAUUAUGCAUGUAAUAACAAGAAACGAUGAGUGGAAUAAGUACCGUAAUUUAUACAGAAUUGCAUCUAUAAUAUUCUAGCGGAUUACAAAAUAUCAUGUGCUAUUGUUUUGUAUAACUCAAGUUUGAUACAAUAUUCUCUUCACGGUACGACAUAUAUUCCAUUCAUAAAACAAUAUCUUUUAAACAAUUCCUACGUAGAAUAUAAAUACUGUGCCUUUGCAGACUAUGCAGCAAUCAAUGCAUAUCAUUGGCCAAGAUAAAGUAAUAGUAAAAUAUUUUUCUUUAAAUAUUCCAACUAGUACUAGCAAAUUGUCUUCUACUUAUAUCUUGUUCUUUCUUUUUUCCUUUUUUUUUUUCCUUUAGAAGGGAGAAAUUUUUGAAACUUUCCGAAGAGCAACAUUACGAUUCGAUCUCGUAAACGUGUUUUCCUUUCAACUAAAUUCACAUAAUCUACAUCUCCACAAUAUUUUACGCAAACGAAUCUAACGCUGCAACAUGUCUCUUCGUAUAUUCCUACUAACCUACCAAUCAUUUAAUUCUUUAUAAAAAUAGAGCAAAGAUAAAGAAUUAAAUUAAUUGGCUGUUCUUUGCUACGGCUUAAGUAAAUGAAUAAAAAAAUUGCCGUAAAUAUACAUCUUCGAACCUCAAAAAGUUUCAUUUAAAUCUCCACAGUCGUAGUUAUCAGUAUAUUUACGCUCUGCGUAAAAUUGUUGUAUAAAUUAAAAAUAAUACUUUCUUUUUAAUCUUAUUUGUUCCGUAAUUUUAUAUUAAUGUACAUUAAUAAAAUAAAAUACAAAACGUCAACGCACGAAUAUUUUCAAUUAAUGCAACAACUGUUUCUUCACACUUUGAGCAAUGAGUAAAUCAUGUUAGAAAAUUCCAGACAGAUAAUUUUCGUCUUUGUGAUAUAUUUACAUAAUAAAAUAUUCUUGCUCUCAUUCACUGCAUGGGUUCAACAUUCAUCUCGCACACCAACAUAAAUAUGUCACCUAUUUAAAAAAAAAUUAUAUAUAUAUAAUUUUCUAAUAUA
Messenger RNA from Heterotrigona itama, 3304 nucleotides. The record is from the annotation of a GenBank genome assembly. NCBI's taxonomy places the organism in Eukaryota, Metazoa, Arthropoda, Insecta, Hymenoptera, Apidae.